AUGUCCGGUGGUAAAGGUGGUAAAGCAGGUUCCGCAGAUAAGGCUUCGGUCUCCAGAUCUUCUAAGGCUGGUUUGACCUUCCCAGUUGGUAGAAUCCACAGAUUGCUCAGAAAGGGUAACUACGCUCAGAGAGUUGGUUCCGGUGCUCCUGUCUACUUGACUGCCGUCCUGGAGUACUUGGCUGCCGAAAUUUUGGAGUUGGCUGGUAACGCUGCCAGAGAUAACAAGAAGACCAGAAUUGUCCCAAGACACUUGUUGCUGGCCAUCAGAAACGAUGAGGAGUUGAACAAGCUUUUGGGCUCUGUCACCAUUGCCCAGGGUGGUGUCUUGCCAAACAUCAACUCCGAGCUGCUUCCAAAGAAGCUGCCAAAGGCCAAGGGUUCCCAGGAGUUGUAA
Ogataea haglerorum is the source of this 396-nucleotide messenger RNA. RefSeq lists its product as uncharacterized. The record is from RefSeq and is a predicted model, not a curated record. Lineage: Eukaryota; Fungi; Ascomycota; Pichiomycetes; Pichiales; Pichiaceae. Gene Ontology annotation, cellular component: nucleosome. The transcript has a single exon. Bases 1 to 396 code for a protein of 131 amino acids. Gene Ontology annotation, molecular function: DNA binding; structural constituent of chromatin; protein heterodimerization activity.